AUGCGUCAAGUGUCUCGACGUUCUGUGAGCUUUUGCGAGAUUGCCAAAGGUCAGUUGAUGGCGAACCAUGGCGACGUACUAAAGGCUGAUGUUGAUAGAUACCUUUAUGAGGCAAAUGCGUUGGAUGACCUCGAAGAUGUCUGCAAAGUAAGUCUCUGGGCAGCGGAAAAGAUUCCAAACGAAGAGCAGGCAGCGAAUCUCAUAGCCUGGACAUUGUCACUUCAGGCCAGCAUGUACGAGAGCAUAGGCAAAGUGGAAACCGCCAUUGAUCUCAAUCUGAGAGGAUAUGAGAUGCGUUUGGCGGAGAAGCCGCUCAAGCAUAGCCUGCUAGGUGGCUUCGAGCAGAACCUGGCUUACAACUACAAUACGGCGAACCAACACGAAAAGGCGCUUGAAUGGUUUAUCAAGUCCAAAGACAGAAUAAUUGCUUGGAAUCUUGAAGAGGGGAGAGAAGCGGAUUGGCCGACGGUAACCAAGAAGAACAUGGCACGAUGCCUUGUUUACCUUGGCCAGCAUGCCGAGGCAGAGAAACUGCUCAACGAUUCAAUAACUGAGUUUAAGCAAGAAAAGGUCUUGAACUGGGCCAUGAUCGCCUACGCGUACUUUGUCAAGGGAACCCUCGAGCGAAAAACAAACAGACUCGAGGCGGCGGAAGCUAGCUUUAUUGAAGCGCAGAACCUAUGGAUGCGUGGAGAUCAGACGAGGUUACAUCCUUUCCACGCAGGUUGCAUAUACAAAAUUAGCGUAACCUGCCUCGACCAGGGCAAGAUUGAAGCAGCCGUAAAACACCUCGGCGAAGCUUUGACCAUGACCAAGUUUCAUGCCAAUACCAUGCCCGCCGAGCACGCACGAUGCCUUUUCAAGCUAUCGGAAGCUCUGCUGCAAGAAUCAUACAAUGACGGCGAUAAGGCCAAGGAUUUGAGGGACGACGCGGAAAUGUACCUGUUGCGCAGAGAUGCGCAAGUCACCGAAUUUGGGAGAGAGGAUAGUUAUGAUUUAUUGGUGCCAAUAUUUUGGCGAUAG
Molecule: messenger RNA, 1023 nt
Organism: Beauveria bassiana ARSEF 2860
Lineage: Eukaryota; Fungi; Ascomycota; Sordariomycetes; Hypocreales; Cordycipitaceae
Exons: 3
Coding region: 1-1023 (340 amino acids)
Molecular function (GO): protein binding
Source: RefSeq, a predicted model, not a curated record